AUGUCCAUGCAGCAGCAGCAGCAGCGGCGGCGGAGGGGACUCUGGGUGAAGGAAUCAUUGGCUGCAGAGCGUUACCUGGACUCAGGACAUUGCUAUGCAGAGACGGCGCUCCUCCUCAGCCUGCUGACAGCCUUUAUCUCCAGCAGCUACAGUCGCUUCCAGCCCAAAGCUGUUUACCCUGCAGCUUCCAGGCCAUCUCUGCUAGCGGUGCAUCAGCACACGCAUCCUCACUGCCUGCACAGAGAAAGCUACAGGCAGCUAGCAUGGCUGCUAAGGACUCGGAUCGAGUCGGUCCAUCCGUCCUCCUGCUCCGCUACCACCUCCCUACAGAGAUCCUCCAGCGUACGCCGCAAUGUUCUGACCAGAACACCGACCACAUCAAGCUCCGGGUCAUCGCGUCGCCCUGGACCCCAAACGCCAUCCAAGGAUUCUCCAGGAGGUCCGAACGUUCCUCCUGACCUGGACUCCAGCGAUCCAGAACAGCUGGUUGAUGAAGGAGGAAGAAGCAGCGCUGAAAUGAGACCUUCGCUAAUGCGCUGCGUGAAAUCGCAUCGCCUUCAAUGGAAUUACUCUCACUGCCUGUCCAAGAGCAGCGCUUCAAAUGACAGUAAUGAAGACAUUUUAACCUGCGAUGGCAAAGAGAAGGAGCUUUACUGUCUGAGGAGGAACGGCUCCUUCCAUGAGCUGCUCCUCAUGCUGCCAGCUUCCAACCGCAGCUUCAAACGGCUUCCUGUAACUGAGCAGCGCACAGCCGCGGGUGUUCUGUCCCCAUUUACUCCCAUAACUAAAGAGCAGCAACAGGUGGGGGAAGAUAUUGUUGAUGAAAAUGACAAAGGUAAUGAAUGUGACUCGGAUGAUGAACAUGCCUCAGGGAAUGAAAAUGACUCGGGUGAUGAAAAUGACUCUGGUGAUGAAAAGGACUCGGUUGAUGAACAGGACUCUGGUGAUGAAAAUGACUCAGGUAAUGAAAAUGACUCGGGUGAUGAAAAUGACUCUGGUGAUGAAAAGGACUCGGUUGAUGAACAGGACUCUGGUGAUGAAAAUGACUCAGGUAAUGAAAAUGACUCGGGUGAUGAAAAUGACUCUGGUGAUGAAAAGGACUCGGUUGAUGAACAGGACUCUGGUGAAGAAAAUGACUCAGGUAAUGAAAAUGACUCGGGUGAUGAAAAUGACUCUGGUGAUGAAAAGGACUCGGUUGAUGAACAGGACUCUGGUGAUGAAAAUGACUCAGGUAAUGAAAAUGACUCGGGUGAUGAAAAUGACUCUGGUGAUGAAAAGGACUCGGUUGAUGAACAGGACUCUGGUGAUGAAAAUGACUCAGGUAAUGAAAAUGACUCGGGUGAUGAAAAUGACUCUGGUGAUGAAAAGGACUCGGUUGAUGAACAGGACUCUGGUGAUGAAAAUGACUCAGGUAAUGAAAAUGACUCGGUUGAUGAAAAUGACUCUGGUGAUGAAAAGGACUCGGUUGAUGAACAGGACUCUGGUGAUGAAAAGGACUCGGUUGAUGAACAGGACUCUGGUGAUGAAAAUGACUCAGGUAAUGAAAAUGACUCGGGUGAUGAAAAUGACUCUGGUGAUGAAAAGGACUCGGUUGAUGAACAGGACUCUGGUGAUGAAAAUGACUCAGGUAAUGAAAAUGACUCGGGUGAUGAAAAUGACUCUGGUGAUGAAAAGGACUCGGUUGAUGAACAGGACUCUGGUGAUGAAAAUGACUCAGGUAAUGAAAAUGACUCGGGUGAUGAAAAUGACUCUGGUGAUGAAAAGGACUCGGUUGAUGAACAGGAAUCUGGUGAUGAAAAUGACUCAGGUAAUGAAAAUGACUCGGGUGAUGAAAAUGACUCUGGUGAUGAAAAGGACUCGGUUGAUGAACAGGACUCUGGUGAUGAAAAUGACUCAGGUAAUGAAAAUGACUCGGUUGAUGAAAAUGACUCUGGUGAUGAAAAGGACUCGGUUGAUGAACAGGACUCUGGUGAUGAAAAGGACUCGGUUGAUGAACAGGACUCUGGUGAUGAAAAUUACUCAGGUAAUGAAAAUGACUCGGGUGAUGAAAAUGACUCUGGUGAUGAAAAGGACUCGGUUGAUGAACAGGACUCUGGUGAUGAAAAUGACUCAGGUAAUGAAAAUGACUCGGGUGAUGAAAAUGACUCUGGUGAUGAAAAGGACUCGGUUGAUGAACAGGACUCUGGUGAUGAAAAUGACUCAGGUAAUGAAAAUGACUCGGGUGAUGAAAAUGACUCUGGUGAUGAAAAGGACUCGGUUGAUGAACAGGACUCUGGUGAUGAAAAUGACUCAGGUAAUGAAAAUGACUCGGUUGAUGAAAAUGACUCUGGUGAUGAAAAGGACUCGGUUGAUGAACAGGACUCUGGUGAUGAAAAGGAUUCGGUUGAUGAACAGGACUCUGGUGAUGAAAAUGACUCAGGUAAUGAAAAUGACUCGGGUGAUGAAAAUGACUCUGGUGAUGAAAAGGACUCGGUUGAUGAACAGGACUCUGGUGAUGAAAAUGACUCAGGUAAUGAAAAUGACUCGGGUGAUGAAAAUGACUCUGGUGAUGAAAAGGACUCGGUUGAUGAACAGGACUCUGGUGAUGAAAAUGACUCAGGUAAUGAAAAUGACUCGGUUGAUGAAAAUGACUCUGGUGAUGAAAAGGACUCGGUUGAUGAACAGGACUCUGGUGAUGAAAAGGACUCGGUUGAUGAACAGGACUCUGGUGAUGAAAAUGACUCAGGACUCACUCACCGCCUCCAGGACUCAGUCACCGCCUCCAGGACACAGUCACUGCCGUCAGGACUCAGUCACCGCCGUCAGGACUCAGUCAUCGCCGACUCAGUCACCGCCAUCAGGACUCAGUCAUCGCCGUCAGGACUCAGUCACCGCCAUCAGGACUCAGUCACCGCCGCCAGGACUCAGUCAACGCCAUCAGGACUCACUCACCGUCGUCAGGACUCAGUCACCGCCUGUAGUUUAACACACAUCUCUGCAGCUUCUCUACUGUUACCCACUCUUUACUCCAUCCAGACAGUGUCUUGCCCACGACCAAAAUCUAAUAAAUUAGCAAAGAUUCCCAAAGGAGUAAAUCAUGAUAAUCUAAUUAAAAUCAAAAUAACUCCAAUUGGGGAAAAAGUUAAAACAAAUAAAUGCGGUCUGUUUAACAUAAGAUCGCUUUCCUCUAAAAGUCUACUAGUUAAUGACUUGAUUUGUGAUAAUCACAUUGACUUGUUUUGCCUUACAGAAACCUGGCUGCAGAAAGAGGAUUAUGUGAGCAUAAAUGAGGCAACUCCUUCAAGCUAUUUAAAUUUUCACAUCCCCAGAAGUUCUGGGCGAGGAGGAGGAGUAGCAACAAUCUUCGAGUCUGACUUACUGAUUACUCCCAAAACAAUUAAUACCUACAACUCUUUUGAACAUUUAACCCUUAAUUUCCCUGAUCCAAAUUUCAAGGCAAGAAAACCUCUUCUUUUUGUAACUUUGUAUCGUCCACCAGGUCCUUACUCUGAAUUUUUAGAUGAGUUUUCAGAGUUCCUUUCUGAUUUGGUAUUAAAUACUGACAGGGUCAUCAUAUUGGGAGAUUUUAACAUCCAUGCUGACAUUGAAGGCGAUAGCUUAAGAGCAGCCUUUAAUGCUAUCUUAGACACUAUUGGCUUUGUUCAGAGUGAGAGUGGUCCCACGCAUUCUCAUCUUCAUACUUUGGAUCUUGUGCUGACAUACGGCAUAGAAUGUGAAGAAAUAACAGUAUUUCCUCACAACCCUGUCCUCUCUGACCACUUUCUAAUAACCUUCAGGAUUACUUUAACAGAGUUCUCCUCCCCCAAAAGAAGGUUCAAUUUUAGUAGAUCUUUAUCAGAUAGUGCAGUUAUAAAUUUUAAAGAAUCUGCUUCACUUUCUCUCUGCUCUGUGUCACUGAGCAGUGCUGCAGAGUGCAAAAGCUUAGCUUAUUCCCCUUCACAGGUUGAUGAUUUUGUUGAGGGGGUUGCUAGUUCUCUGCGUAUUGCCUUAGACAACGCAGCUCCUUUGAAAAUGAAAACCGUUAAAAAUAGAAAGCUUGCUCCUUGGUUUAAUGCAGAGCUGCGUACUUUGAAGCAAAAUGCUAGGAAACUGGAGAGAAAAUAUCGCUCCACAGGCCUGCGAGAGUCCUUCCUAGUCUGGAAAAAUGGUUUACUGCUGUAUAAGAGGACCCUUUGUAAAGCAAGAGCAGCAUACUUCUCCUCAUUAAUAGAGGAGAAUAAGAAUAAUCCUAGAUUUCUUUUUAAUACAGUUGCCAAACUCACCCAGAGCCAUAGCUCUGUUGAACCGUCCAUUCCACCUGCUCUUAGCAGCAAUGAUUUUAUGGGAUUCUUUAUAAAUAAGAUUGAUCUUAUUAAAAAUAAGAUCAUAAGCACUCCUCUAUCCGCGAUUGUACCUGAGGUAGUCAUGGAAUCUGAACCGGGUUUAGACUGCUUUGAUCCAGUUGAACUCUCUGAAUUAGCAAAAUUAUUGUCUUCAUCUAAGCCUUCAACUUGUAUGUUAGAUCCAGUUCCAACCAGGUUAUUUAAGGAGGUAUUCCCUUUGAUCUCCUCCUCCAUUUUAGAUGUGAUUAAUCUAUCUCUGUUACAGGGAUAUGUACCUAAAGCUUUUAAGAUUGCUGUAAUUAAACCUCUGCUUAAGAAACCGUCUCUUGACCCAGAUGACUUGGUCAAUUAUAGACCUAUAUCCAAUCUUCCUUUCUUAUCCAAAAUUCUUGAGAAAGUAGUUGCCAAACAAGUUUGCGAUCACUUCCACCAUAAUGAACUUUUUGAAGAGUUUCAGUCUGGCUUUAGAGCUCAUCAUAGCACUGAAACAGCUCUGGUGAAAGUCACUAAUGAUAUUCUCAUGGCCUCAGAUAAUGGACUUGUAUCUGUGCUCGUCCUGUUGGAUCUUAGUGCUGCAUUUGAUACAGUUGACCAUAAUAUUCUUUUAGAAAGACUUGAAUAUUUUGUUGGAAUUAAAGGAACAGCACUAGACUGGUUUAAAUCUUAUCUAUCUGAUCGAAUUCAGUUUGUUCAUGUUAAUGAUAGAUCUUCAACACGCUCAAAGGUUACCUGUGGAGUACCACAGGGAUCAGUGCUAGGACCAAUUCUCUUUACUUUAUACAUGCUCCCAAUUGGUAGAAUUAUUAGACAGCAUGGGAUUAAUUUCCACUGUUAUGCUGAUGAUACCCAGCUAUAUCUGUCUAAUCCAGAUGAAGCUAACCCAUUACAUAGAUUACAGGCAUGUCUUGAAGACAUAAAAACCUGGAUGACUCUUAAUUUUCUGCUUCUGAAUGCAGACAAAACAGAAGUUAUAGUCUUUGGACCCGAGUCUCUGGAAAAGAAACUGAUUAGCCAGUCACUUCAUUUGGAUGGGAUUAAACUGAUUUCAGAUAAUAAAGUAAAAAAUCUUGGUGUUAUUUUUGAUCAGGACCUGUCAUUUAGGUCCCAUAUCAAGGAGGUUUCUAGAAUUUCCUUCUUUCAUCUGAGGAACAUUGCAAAAAUUAGAAAUAUCCUGUCCAGGGGUGAUGCUGAGAAACUAGUCCAUGCAUUUGUUACUUCAAGGCUGGACUAUUGUAAUUCUUUACUAUCAGGAAGUCCACAAACUGUAGUUAAAAGCCUUCAGCUGAUCCAAAAUGCUGCAGCCAGAGUUCUGAUGAAAAUGAAAAAGAGAGAUCAUAUCUCGCCUAUCCUGGCUUCUCUUCAUUGGCUUCCUGUUAAAUCAAGAAUAGAAUUUAAAAUCCUCCUUCUCACAUAUAAAGCCUUAAAUGGCCAAGCUCCAUCUUAUAUCAGAGAUCUGAUUGUUCCUUAUGUUCCUAACAGAGCACUUCGCUCUCAAUCUGCAGGUUUACUAGUGGUUCCUAGAAUUUCUAAAAGUAGAAUGGGAGGCAGGUCUUUUAGUUCUCAGGCUCCUCUCCUGUGGAACCAACUACCAGUUUUAGUCCGUGAGGCAGACACCCUGUCUACUUUUAAGGCUAGGCUUAAAACUUUCAUUUUUGAUAAAGCUUAUAGUUAG
Cyprinodon tularosa is the source of this 5994-nucleotide messenger RNA. RefSeq lists its product as uncharacterized. The record is from RefSeq and is a predicted model, not a curated record. Lineage: Eukaryota; Metazoa; Chordata; Actinopteri; Cyprinodontiformes; Cyprinodontidae.